Molecule: messenger RNA, 792 nt
Organism: Colletotrichum chrysophilum
Lineage: Eukaryota; Fungi; Ascomycota; Sordariomycetes; Glomerellales; Glomerellaceae
Exons: 1
Coding region: 1-792 (263 amino acids)
Cellular component (GO): membrane
Source: RefSeq, a predicted model, not a curated record
AUGGCACCAACGAAAGACAGUCUCGGUUUCCAAUGCACCGUCAUUACCGGCGGCGCUGGUGGCAUCGGAAAGGUCAUGGCCCAACACUUCAUCUCAAAGGGCAAGAAGAUUCUUCUCGCUGGCCGCACCGAGUCAAAACUUCAGGAAACGACAAAAGAGAUUGGAGCUGCAGGCUACUAUGUUCUUGACACCGGCGAUGUCGACUCCAUUCCGAGCUUUGUCAAGAAGAUUACCACCGAUCAUCCGGAAUUGGACUGCCUAGUCAACAACGCAGGGGUCCAGCGACCCCUCGAGGUGCUCAAGGACGAUGACUUCCUCUCAAAAGCCGAUCAAGAAAUCAACAUCAACAUCCGCGGUCCAAUGCAUCUGGCUUUGGGCCUACUGCCACACUUGCAGAAGAAGGAAUCGGCUCUGAUCAUCAAUGUGUCGAGUGUCCUGGGCUUCAUUCCAUUCUCAAUCAUCAACCCGGUCUACAAUGGCACGAAAGCUUGGCUGCACUUCUGGAGCAUGAACCUCCGCACUCAGCUGAAAAAUGGUGGUUCCAAGGUCAGAGUGGUGGAAAUCGCACCGCCGACAGUAGCUACUGAUCUUCACCGGGAACGAUCGGAUCCAAAUGACAACAAGAAGGAGAACAACCCUAACGCUCUGAGUGUGGAUGAGUUCAUGGAGGAGGUUGCAAAGAAGUUGGAAAAUGGUGAUGAGACCAUCGGCCCUGGCAUGGCUGGUGAAGUAAUUGACCGCUGGUACGGUGCGUUUGGCGAGCAGUAUGCUAAGGCGGCGUCCGGCAAGUAA